AUGCCUGCUGCCGCAGAAAGAAGCUGGGUGCACAGGGAAUUCUGGCCGGCAAGACCAGGAGUGCCUGUGCGGUUUUGUAGAAGGUGCAACGCAGUUGAGCCAAGUCUAGAAGAAGUACAGAAUGUGAUCGAUCGUGGUGGCAAACCACGCCGACACUGGAAAGGAGCUUGCGGCUUCGCCAGCACCAGUGCCAUGGUGAACCACAUGCGAGACUGCCAUGAAGAUGCUCUACCAGAAACGGUUUCCACCGAGAGGAGCACACCUUCAAAAAGCGCCAAGAAGGUCGACCUGCAACUGAUGAGAGAGUGUGUGAUCUACUUGGUGCUAGGCUGCCUGCUUCCUUUUCGUCUUGUGCACAAUCGCUAUGUCAAGGCUUUUUUGUCCCCUCGCUUGCCGGGCCUUGGUGGGAAGCAUGCCUUGGAUUUGGAAUUCAAAGCUGUCAUGCAAGACUUGCGAGAGAAGGUUUUGUCGAUGAUCCGGGCAGCACGAGACAGCGGCUGUCGCUUUACCCUAUCGGCUGACACCUGGAAACCCAAAAUGAAGAGGCGAAAACAUUAUUUGGCGUGCCACUUAGAUUGGACACAAAAAGACUGGAGCCACACUAGCGUGUGCAUCUAUGUCGGUGUGGCAGAAGCACCGCGGACAGGUGAUCGCUACACAGAGCUUUUCAAGAAAGCGUUGGAGUCGGUGGAGCUGACGCCAGAGCACAUUCAAGCGUCCGUUUCAGACCACGAGGGGGCGAUUCGAAAGGGUUUGCGCGGCCUCGGUGCGCCCCUGAUAGGGUGUGGAUGUCAUUGUUUGCAGCUAUGCUGCAAGCACGCUUUGCCAGAUCUGAAAGAAAGGACCAAAAAGAGGAAGUCUGCCGCUGCCAAAUUGGAUUCGGACUCUUCCUCAUCAGACACUUCUGAUGAAAGCUCGUCUUCUUCGAGCAGUUCGUCUUCUGAAGCAGAGGUGGCUGAGAAGAAGGCACCCAUGGCGCCUGGUGGUGUGAAAGGGCCCAAGGGCGACCCCGCCUCUGUGGAGUGCAAGGCAAAGCUGAAGGAGUCGUUCAGCAGGUACCGGUCGAUUGUGCGAUACUUUGCUUCCCACGAUGACAUGUACAAUGAAAUGUACUCAGCAGCUGCACAAGCCGAAGUGCCUUGCGUUGCCUACCAGCAUGAAACCCCAACACGUUGGAGCUCCGCCCUGCUGCAGAUUGUUUCUGUCAUCCGCAACAAUGCAGCUCACGCAUUGCUGAGGAGUGAGCUGCGGGUUGCUCUCCAGUUCUGUGCUGUUCUGGAGCCUUUUCGCUUAGGAACCAAACUCUUGGAAGGGGAUGACAAAGCGCUAGCUUCUCUUUACCUCCCGGUCUUCCACAAGUGCAUGGAGACCCUAGAGGUCACUGGGUCAGCGCAGCUGCCUUACCCGAGAGAGCUUCGUGAGAUGCAUGGCCAGGGCUGCAAAGCUCGCGAGUUGGAGGUGCUACCAAAGCACUUGCUUCGCUUUUUGCACCAAGACUUGAACAAGGUCAGAGAGAAGCACUUUCAAGGAACUACUGGGGAGGCAUGGCUUCUGGCCGCCAGCUAUGUUGAUCCUCGAUUUCGAGGCCACAGCAUGUGGGAGAAAAUGAGCAAGAAGGAAGUGAAGGAGAUGAUUUGCAAAAUGGUUGUGGAAUCACACGAGAAGUACCCAGAACUUCGGGAAAGAUUGAGGAAAGCAGCAGAAGAUCCUAUGAAUCACAAGCUUGAGACCUUGGGGCGCCCGGAGCCAAAGAAGACAAGAGGCAGAGGUCGUGGUCGUGGAAGGGGAGCAGGGCGGCAAGAGAAACCUAAAUCUACCAGUGAAGCUAUUUUGCGAGACUCUGCCUGCGCAGCCGCAUCGGGUCCUGCAGUGAGGCUGCAGCCCGGUCCUCGCGCGCUCAAAGAGCGCACUAGUGCUGAAGACUGGCUGUUUGGACCACAGCCUGACCGGCGUCCUGCAGCUGAGGUGGCUGUGCUCGAUGACCUGAAGGAAGUUCGCAAGCAAGUGGAAGCUGAGAUGUUGCACUAUGAGCGCCUGAAUGUCACAGGAGAAAGCCCUUUGUCUUGGUGGCGCAGCCAUGAAGGACAGAUGCCAGUGCUCGCCCAGUUUGCGCAAGCGGCUCUUGGAGUGCCUGGCUCCAGCGCAGCUUUGGAACGGCUUUUCUCGAAAGCCGGUUUGUUCAUCACCAGGCAAGGUAACGUCCAGCGGACCUCUCUGUACCAAGACGACUUUGAGGCUAUGGAUGGCGGAGUGGGCCGACUGUACGAGACAACUUUGCCACCCCGAGAGGGCACUUUUGAAGCUGUGGAGGGUGGAGAAGGCAUCGAAGCCUCGAUUGCGUUGUCCGGCUUCAGGUGGCCCUUGUGUUUGCAGCGGCAGCACUGCAACUGCAACUACCACCAGUGGCACCACAGCGACUGCUACCACAGUGCCAAGCACCACUGCUACGACCACUGUGAUGACUACUGGGACUACAACUACAAGCUGCCAGUUUUCCUGUAUGACACUGGCACUGAAUGGCUUCCGUCUGACAUCUACACCUGGCCUGACAUGAUUGAGGCUGUAAAGCUCAUGGCCAGCACUGGAGUUGGGCAACUGAAGCUUUGGCUUGGCGACACGGACCACGUCUAUGGCCUGGUGAAUGUCGCAGCCUUCUUGGCACAAUGCAUGCAGGAGACGAUUCAGUACAACGCAUGCGAUGAGAACAAUUGGAGCGACAACAAUGUUGUCCAAGAAGCUGGUGGCUCCACAUAUUCUUCAACCUCUGCUUGUGGUCAGUUGCACCAAUCUUACCAGGAUUACAGCUGCUCUGCAGAGGAGGAUGCCCUAGCAGGAGGCCGAAUGGCUUGUGAAGUGGACCCCUCCAUGGAGAUGCGUGCCUUCACUCAGGCGUAA
Durusdinium trenchii is the source of this 2895-nucleotide messenger RNA. Lineage: Eukaryota; Dinophyceae; Suessiales; Symbiodiniaceae. The record is from the annotation of a GenBank genome assembly.